CACAGCGGCGCCAAAAUUCAAAAGAUUUGUUCAUUGAAAUGACGAGAAGUGCUACGCGUUGACGCUACUAUUGAACUGUUUUUUCACUAGUGCUGAUUCCCUUGCUAAUAGAUCUGGAUAAACCACAGCCUUUUGAAUCCCUAUCGGGUGGAUUAUCAAGCGGAUCACGAUGGAAAGUUGCUGCGAUAUGAAGAGAAACCACGGAUACCAAAAGGGGUUUUCUGCGAUCUGAGCAGGAUGAGACGAAGUCCAAGGAGACCCCUGAUCCUCAAACGGAGGAAGCUACCUUUCCAACUGAACGACCCCCCGGCUAAUGUGGUCCCGUCGAAGGAACCCUAUGGACGACCACCACCAACACCUACACCAUCCCCCAAUGGGCCCUUCUCAACGGCCAUCGUCUUCCCGGACGGCAUCCAAGUCGUUUCCCACCCCACCAGGCCCGACACCCAGGUGGUGGUCAUCCCAAAAACAGCCGAUUUACAGUGCGUCAUCGGAGCUCUGACGGCCAAGGGCAAAGAGCAUGGGCCCAACGGACCCAACAAAUUCAUCCUCCUGAGUGGAAGCAGCGGUGGGCUGGAGAACGACUCGCAUUUUGUGCACUUAUCUGAGGGAGAUGGUCCGCCACCACAGAGAAUAACUGGAGGACCACAGGGUAACGUGAAGGAGGAGGGGGUUUGCCUGGACAUUAAACCCCUCACCGGAUUGAACCCAUUCAACAAGGACCUGGACUGCAGUCCGCUUGACGACAGUCUCACCAACAUGCAGUGGCUGGGCAGGAUGAGCACGGACACAGAGAAGAGUGAGGGGGCGAAGGAGAACUACAGCCUUUCCCAGCAGGAGUCACAGGAGACCUCCGACAGCAUGGUGGUGGAGGUGGAGGUGGAGGGGGGCGGGGAGGCGAAGGCCACCCUGUCGGACCGACCUCCCUACUCCUACAUGGCCAUGAUCCAGUUUGCAAUCAACAGCCGGCCCGGCCGCAGAAUGACCCUGAAGGAGAUCUACAACUGGAUCGAGGACCACUUCCCCUUCUUCCAGCAGCAGACCAAGCCCGGCUGGAAGAACUCCAUCCGCCACAACCUGUCCCUGCACGAUAUGUUCACGCGCGAGACCUCGCCGGACGGCAAGGUGUCCUACUGGACCAUCCGGCCCGAGACCGACCGUUGCCUGACCCUGGAUCAGGUGGUCAAGCCCGGCUAUGAGGGGACGGUCACUCUGGUCCCGGCUUCCCGGUCCCUUGUCCCACACCAGGAGCAGACGGGGAUGUUGUCGUCCUCUACAAGGAGUGUGGCUCGUGGCUGUGUGAGGAGGAUGAAGCCGCUCCUUCCCCGCAGCGACUCCUACCUGGUCCCCUUCCAGCUGCCCGCCGCCACCACCACCACCACCACCUCCAUCUUCCUGCCCACCUCCUACUCCCCCCAGGUCCAGCUCCGGCCAGCCCCCCAGCGUACCCGGGACACCCCCCGGGCCAAUAAGAGAGUGAGGAUCGCCCCUAAGCAGGUGGCGCACGUCGACGCCCCGGCCGUGCUGCUGCACCCCACCGCCAAGGAGUUCAAGGAGGAGCCGGCGUGCGUGUUGCUGACGCCCCGAAGGGCCCCGCGUCAAGGAGGAGGAGGAGGAGGCAGCUCGCGGCGCAAGCAGCGUCUGGUGCUCCCCGCGCACGAGGAGCCCGUCCUCCUCUUCCAGGACAGCUCCUUCUUCGACUCGGGCGUGGCCUCGGACGCCUCGGGACUCCAGGACACGCAGCCGGAGCUCUCCUUCAAAACCCCCGUCAAGGGCAGCGGCGGCGGCGGCGGCAGCAGCAGCCUCCUGGCCUCCUCCACGCCCAGCAAGCCGGCCGGCUGGGAGCCCUGGAAGGUGACCCCGCUGGGGAAGGGCACGCAGCGGGCCAUGCUGGACUUCAGCCCCAUCCGCACGCCAAGCGGGCCCCUGCACACGCCACGGCACACGCCCCAGCAGCAGCAGCAGCAGCAGCAGCACCUUCCGCUACAGGAUUACUCCAGCUUCAGCUUCAGCUUCAACGGCACGUCCUUCACGGAGCUGCCGCUGUUCAGCUCGCCGCGGGAGCUGCUGACGGCGUGCGGGCGAGACUCGUCGCCCGUGGGGGCCGGCCGCUCGCUGGAGGGCCUCAUGCUGGACACCAUGAACGACAGCCUGAGCAAGGUGCUGGUAGACAUCAGCUUCUCCGGCCUGGAGGACGAGGACUUGGGCACGGCCAACAUCAGCUGGUCCGAGUUCAUUCCCCAAAUGUUGUAGGCCGGCGUCCGGAGGGAAGGGGGGGGGGGGGGGGGGGGAGGA
This is a messenger RNA of Gadus macrocephalus (Pacific cod), 2295 nucleotides long. RefSeq names its product forkhead box M1 (gene foxm1). Gene Ontology annotation, molecular function: sequence-specific DNA binding; DNA-binding transcription factor activity. NCBI's taxonomy places the organism in Eukaryota, Metazoa, Chordata, Actinopteri, Gadiformes, Gadidae. The record is from RefSeq and is a predicted model, not a curated record. Gene Ontology annotation, biological process: regulation of DNA-templated transcription; G2/M transition of mitotic cell cycle. The transcript has 9 exons. Bases 238 to 2253 code for a protein of 671 amino acids.